AUGACACCUACUAGAUAUAUCGCUAUGAUUUACGCUCGACCUGCUCCUACUACUGCCGAGGGUCUACUUCUCACCUCCAAUCAUAUCACUAUGGUCCGAACUCGAGAUAAAGAUUUACUCCACCGAAUUCCUGUUCAAUUUAAUCCAUUCCCAUUUGGAUUGGUCUCCCCAGUCGAUUUUGAAUAUAACUCAUUCGACAUUACCCAAGUAUGCGGAAUGGCUUAUUCCCUCUCUCACGGAUACAUCCAGCCCCCAAAAUAUGGUGGUUUUUAUCCUCGACCUGAACCUUUCUCAGAAUGGGGUAAUACCGCGAUUUUCUGUGGUGGUAUCAAUCCUAAGAUCCAUCAUGGGAUUCUCAAGAGGAUCUUCGGUAUAGUUGGAGAAUUAGAUUGGAUCCAAACGCUUCAUGAUGGGUCGUCCGCCAUGAUCAAGUUCCGUCAUCCCCUUGAUGCCGAGAGAGCUCUAUGGAGUUUACAAGGGUUGGUUGUGAACGGACGGGAAUUAAGGUUGAAUUACGGUAACCCCAAGAUUCGAGGGGUACCUGCCACACCUCCACCUUCACCUGUCUCAAACACAUAUGCGUAUCAACAUGGUAAUGACAGCGAGGAGAUGAUCGAUUCCAAUGGAGAUUUAUUAGGUGAUAGUACCGAUAGAGAUACCGAAGAAUCCACCAGUGGCGGUGGAUCACCUUAUCGAUACCUCGCUGAACUUUCACCGGAAUUCGACGAGGUAGUAUCUGCCGAGUGGAUCUCUCGAGAAUGCCCAUUCGGUGCUAUUGAGCAACCAUCUAUUUGA
Kwoniella botswanensis is the source of this 795-nucleotide messenger RNA. RefSeq lists its product as uncharacterized. Gene Ontology annotation, molecular function: RNA binding. The transcript is spliced from 4 exons. Bases 1 to 795 code for a protein of 264 amino acids. The record is from RefSeq and is a predicted model, not a curated record. NCBI's taxonomy places the organism in Eukaryota, Fungi, Basidiomycota, Tremellomycetes, Tremellales, Cryptococcaceae.